This is a messenger RNA of Pyricularia pennisetigena, 261 nucleotides long. RefSeq lists its product as uncharacterized. The annotation marks the transcript as partial. The transcript has a single exon. Lineage: Eukaryota; Fungi; Ascomycota; Sordariomycetes; Magnaporthales; Pyriculariaceae. The record is from RefSeq and is a predicted model, not a curated record.
GUACCAGAACCGGAUUCCGCCCCCACUAAUUUGAGACCUUUGACUCCUGGACCCUACUUGGUUACCACGGAUCGACGACCUUUUUUCGGUUCUUUCACUUCCAGACUAUUUCGCUGCUACAAAAAUGAACCCCAUCAAAGCGUUGAUCAUGGAGAGGACCCAUCACCGAUCAAUCAAGCAAGCAGUCAUCGGUCAUCCCAUUUCGUCAAACAGCAUGCAGGUUUACUGGUGGACACGGACCUUUGUCAAACGGCUACUUGA